Molecule: messenger RNA, 11493 nt
Organism: Amyelois transitella
Lineage: Eukaryota; Metazoa; Arthropoda; Insecta; Lepidoptera; Pyralidae
Gene: 7B2
Product: neuroendocrine protein 7B2
Exons: 6
Coding region: 148-864 (238 amino acids)
Biological process (GO): regulation of hormone secretion; neuropeptide signaling pathway
Cellular component (GO): secretory granule
Molecular function (GO): enzyme regulator activity
Source: RefSeq, a predicted model, not a curated record
AAUUUCUCGUGACCCCACACAGUGUUAUCAUUAUUAAACACCACAUUUCCAUACUAAUUCAUAAGAAGUCGACAAAAAACAAGUGCAUGUACCUAGCAGUGGCGCUCAUUAUUAUAAUCGCCAGUUUGGUCAAACUGCACUUUCGUUAUGGACCGCCACGAGUUUCUGGUUUUGGCGCUAAGCAUCGUCGGAACCAUGGGGUUUAUCCCCCCUGGUUCUAUUGGGGAAAAGGACCAUAUGCUAACGGAGGUCCUUCUCCGCGAAGUGGUUGAGCGUAUGGGUAAAGAUUUCAAUGAUGCAGCUUCGGGUUACUUGGACUUUCCCAGUGACCGCCACCUGGCGAUGAUAGCCCGAGCCAACAAGGAACUGGAGAACGAACAGAUUGACUAUGACUCGCUGAUUGAUGGGAAUCCCAGCCCCAGUCUGCGUGACCAAGAAUAUCUGCAGCACAGUUCCCUCUGGGGGCAUCAGUACGUAACAGGCGGCGCAGGAGAAGGCAAGCAACGCCUCCAACCCUCAGGGUUGGUGCCCAACCGACAAAUGGUCAAGACCGAUGCUGUCUUACCUGCAUACUGUAAUCCACCUAACCCGUGUCCUGUUGGUUAUACAGAAGAUCAAGGCUGCAUCACGGAAUUUGAAAAUACGGCCGCUUUUAGCCGCGAGUACCAAAUGGCCCAGCAAUGUAUGUGUGACGCGGAACAUAUGUUCAGCUGCCCGCCGGAAUCUUCCUCUGAACUAGACAUGGGUUUUCCUGAACAUCACAAAAAUCUGGUUGCUAAAAAAUAUAAGCCCGAUAAUCCAUAUCUGAUGGGGGAACGCCUACCCAUAGCAGCCAAAAAGGGUUUUGAAGUAAACUCGUACUAAAUUACUAAAUAGAUAAGUCCUUAUUAAAAUAAUUAGUGUCUAUUUAACAUUGCCUAAGAAAAUUUCGCUCAAAGCGACCUAUACUUUCGUAAGUCUUGGUGGUUUUAUCUAAGUAUAAAAACACUUCUAUUGCAGCCUCGUUAGUUUCAUAUUUCAAGUGUAUUUUUGAUAGAAUUGUUAAUAUCCAGUUGUGGCAAAUUCUGGUCAAAAUGAGUCGAGUCACGAGUCCUGAUAGAAUUUAUUUUUAAUCAUCAAUCUUUUCAUACAGCUCGUCUGUUAAGGGUAGGUAUUCUUGACUUGACCUUUCGCCAGAACGUUUCCGAUAAGAACGUAAGUAGAGAAUGUAGAUUUAGGUGCACAAAUGGGCUUUACAAUUAUGAUUUUUGCUUUUUCGGACAUCAGCGGUAACAUACAAUAAUUAAUUACAUGCAUCUAAAAAAUGUCCCUGUGUGUUUGACGUAAUAAAUCUAUUUCUAUUAUGUACAAAAAAAGUUAAGAAGUCUUCACGUUGCGCCAAUAAAAUAUUUGAAAUUAACUACAUAUUUUGAAAAACUUUAAUCUGAAUCCUCUGGUACAAAUCAUCACUUUUACAAACAUGUCCAAUUCAGGCAUAAACAACAUGUAUGUUAUAUCUCUACGAAGAUAUUAUUUAAAUGCAAAAAAUAUCUUAAUUAUUAACCAACCCUGUAAUACAAGUUUAAGUCAAGGAGCAUAUCCAUUCUUCAAAUUAUGAAUAUUCUAUAUUAGUGUGAAAUAAAUAUAUGUUUAAGGUGAAAAAACUUGUCGCAGAUCCAAAAAUAUAUAAAGAUUAGCUGUAAAAUAUAAAUAAAAAUAUUAUUAGCUUAAUGUAAUUAUUUUCCAUUAUCUUAACAAAACGUCGACGCUGUGAAUUUUGUUAGAUGUAAAUAUUGCUUAAUAUAAAUUUUCGAACAUUAAGUUUUUUAGGUUUACUUAUGUACUAGCUUAGUUUUAAGACAUUUACUACAGCUAAGUUCUACUGGCCGAAUAUUUAGCGAUACUACUUAUAUAUAUUUAUCGUCUUAGGACGAUAACCUGGUUAACAAAACAUAAUUUCUUCUGCUGAAUAGUAGGCAAAAUCACAUCAAUAAAGACAAAAUCAACCAAAAAAAUAUGUAGUUUCUUAAUGGUUCAAAAAGGGCUUUAUCUUGUUUAUUUUAGAUGCAUGUAGAUUAAUCUAAAAUAAACAAGAGAAAAUUAUAUAAUAUGGACAUACCAAUUUUAAUAUGUACUGAAAAUCUGACUGAUGAUAACUUUAUUUAGCUUAUAAAUAUUUGUCUAUAUUCAUGUAACGUUGGGUUCGCAUGUAAAAUCAAUUUUCAAUUAAUUUAAAUUACUUUAUCUUAAUAAUUUUAAUUAAAUGAACUACGUGUACUUAGUAUAUAAUUAAUUGUAAUAAACUGAACAUAAAAUGUCAAAGGUGUUAAAAUAUCCUUAUAGUAUAGUUUAUAUUUAAUGAAAUUAGGUACACUAACUUAAGAAGGGGUUUUUAUGGAGUGGCACAGAAAGAUACAUUUACAAAUUAAUCACUAAAUAACUCGAUAUUCGACUAAAGUCUACCUGCAUUCAAGUAAAAACAAGCAAUUUUUUCCUCUAGAACUCUGCUCUAACGUAGUUCUUGUAAAAAAAAAUGCGCCGCUACCUGCUAUAUACUCUAAUGCCGAUUCAGAUAUGGAAAUAGUUAAACACUUAAAAAAAUAAUCUACAUUGGUCUGAAAAUGUCUGAAAAAUAUUUCAAUGGGAGGGUACCAGUAAGUAAUUAUCGGUAAACAGUAAUAAAGAUUAUAAUAAUUAUAUGAUUAUAUAUAUUAAGGUAUAACCCCAAUUAAAGUCUUCCUUAUUAGAAGUUAAAAAAAAAAACAUUUUGGUCCGUUAAAUUUCUUUAUUACAAGUAAAUUUUUCUUUAUUAACGUUGUAGUAUAUAUAUAUAUAUUUUAUUACUAACGCAUAGUUACGAAUGUGUGUGUUAAUAUGUUAUAUCAUUUCGUAUUAUAUCCCAUCACCUCAUACUUUUAAAUCAUCGAAAUUCAGCAAUAAAAAAAAUAAAAAAAAUGUAAUCAGAAACAUAAUUUAGACAUACCUAUGUGAUACUAAUUUAUUUUCUUUUAGUUGUCAAUUAAAUUCAUUUUCAGCUAAAUAUAAAAUACUGCUUCGGAUAAAUUAUGCUGCUUCCGAAUGGCAUGUUAAUAAUUUUCAAACGUCUGAGUAAUUCAUGAAAGUAGAUACAGUACAAGGAACAGUACUAUAUUACAAGAACUUUAAUAAUGCUUAACAAGCACAAUACUUAUUACUUCCAUGGAUUAACUAGAGAGUUUAGGAAACAUAAAUCAAAAGCAAAUGUUACUGACCACUUUAUUUAUAUUUGCUGAUCACCAUUCAUAUUCGUCAUUGCAUCACAUUACAUAUUUCAUUAAUUUAUUUCCAAAAGUAUAUUAAUGAUUGUUGAUUUUGGUUAAUUUAGAUGAAUAACUUUAACAUUUAUUUGUUUGAAAGUUUUAAUAAAAUUAUAUUCUAAAUUCAACUGUAAGUUUAGAAUAGUAUAAAUGAAAUUGUAAGAGCAAAUUGCCAAUAAAAAGAAUGUAUAGGUAUUCUGUUGGUUAAAUUGGACAAGUUUCCUAAAUUACUUAAGUAGUUACUAAAAUAGAAACCACAGUAUUUCACCUAUCUAAAAAGAUGUGUUUUGUAUUUAGAAAAUGUUGUCCACAUUAACCAAUAGUAAAAUGAAGAUUUGUAAAUUAGCAUGGAGGGUUAAGCCGGUCUUGUUACUUAAUUAGUAAAUAAGCUAUUAUUAAAAAAUGUGUAAGAUAGUAGAAGGAAAAUUUUGUCCUAGCAGCAGAGAGUCACUCUAGUCAUUUGUAGUGUGUAAAUAUCUAGUCAGAGAACAGAUUAUAUUUAUAUUCUAUUUUUGUAAUAAAACACAAAAAUAAACAGAUAAAAAUUAAUAGACUCAUAUCCCUAAAAUAGAUAUUACUUGAAUCAUUUAUUUUGAAAGAAUAAAAGUAAUGUCCAUAGAUCAGGCAUUCGCUCAUAUCAUCAUUAUAUUCUCAUCUCUUUAGAUUGAAACAAAAAUCCAAAGUUUGAAAUGUUCCACGUACAGUUGUUCAAAAAAGGAAAUACAAAAAUAUACCAAAAAAAUAUUUUGGGUGUUUUGGACAAAUCUCUAAAUACCUACUUAAAAAAUAUCUGAAUGAUCUAUAGACAUUUUAUUUCAUAGCUCAUCCUUAACCAUAGCCAACGUAGAAAACCGUUGAGAUCAGAGUCACCUAGUUCCUUAUCAAAUCCGGUGAAUUCGAAAAUGCAACUGAAUCUUUUCUAAUUAAUAUUAAGGGUAGUUUUACUGUUAUAAAAUAUGAACUGUAUUUUUAAGCAAACCGUCUUAAAAUGUCUACGUAUAAUUGAUUUACGACAGCAACAGAAUGCACAACCUCUUUGUAGGUAUGAAACAACUUUAAUGGUAUGAUUAUUAAUCAAUCAAAAUAUAUGUAGACAUUUUAAGGCGGUGAUUACUCACUAUUCUGUACAUUGACAUGAAAAAUAAGAAAAAUCGCCACUAACAGUAGAUAAAUAAAAAUACUCGUUCCUGACACAGAAAGGAUACGUUUUAGGUUAUAUUAAAAGAUAAUGUAUGUACAUAAUGUUCAUGGUGUAUUACGUACCAAAUACUAGAUAUUAACAAAGGGUCUACAUAUUUUGAUGGUGAAGGGAUUAGAAAUUAUAAUUAAUAUAACUAGGAGUUUCCUAACGAUUAACAUGUACGUUAAAAUAUAAGUCUUAUUUAUCUAUAACAAUAUUUAAAUUUUUCAGUCAUAAACCUACACCACUGGUGUAGGUUAUGCUCUUUUUAGAUAUGGGCCAUAAAUAACAGUAGUGUGUAAAUAGCUUUAGUAUUUAAAUUUCUAUAAAAAAAGAAAAAGGAAAAAAAGGUUAUAUUUAUAAGAUUUUAUCUCAUAUAAAUAAAUUACGUACAAUUCCGUGAAGGACUAUCAUGCAGCAAUCCACGUAUAACUAUUACUUCUGAGAAUGUUUUAUGUAACUAAUAACAAACCGUUAAUUUACGAAGUGUUUGUAAAGGCUUCCGUACACUGUUGAUAAAAAGAUAUGUAGAAUACUCCACUCAAACUUCAAAAUGUUAGUCAAAAAACUGACUUAAAUUCAUAAAAAAGGACUUAAAAAUUGAGGUUAAUGAUACAUUAUAAAAUAUUCCUACGAAUUAUUCACAUAAAACUAAGCCCAAAUAUGUUAGAAAUAUGCUUAGAUAUACGUUAGUAUUAAUUAAAAAUAGUAUCAUUGUGUUAACAAUGAUUAAUUAAAAAUAGUAUCAUUGUGUUAACAAUGAUACUAUUUUUAAUUAAUAGUAGGCGGUAGCUGUAGGUAGUUGUUCUCGGAAUUGCACCAUUGGUAAAAAGAAUAAACGAUGUACAUUGUCGUAAAUAAACCAAAUCCCAAAAGAGAAUAGUGUGUACAUAAAGUUUAAGACGUAAAUAUAUUUUUAUUAUAGCAUGUUUUGACAUCCAUCUAAAUUCUUUGCUUACACAUAAAACCUAUACUAUUUAUUUGGGCAGACAAAUGAACAUACUGCUUAAUCCGUGGCAACAUUAACAUAAAUCAGCAAAACCCGAAAACUACGGAUACCAUUGACACAUCUUGGGCCGUAUGCGAUUUUAACUCAAUGUCCGUACUAUCAAUGAGGGAAUUUCUUAAGACCUGAAUAUGAUCAAAGAUGUGGCUACUUUGUUGUGAAUUGAAUUGUAACUUACCCAUUUUUCUAUAAGAGCAAUUUCAAAGUUCACCUUAUUGCUUGCUGUACAGAUUCCCAAGAAAGUAGUACCUCUAUAAUGGAAAAUUCUGAAUCCCUCAUUGGCCAAAAUGAAUAUGUUACGAAAACUGCCAUUAAAGAUAAAAUUAGAAAUAAAAGUAAUAAACACGUUGACACUAAUAGAAAUCUUAUUUCCCAGUAAAAAGAAUCACCAUCAUGAAGCUUACAAUAAUACUCGUAGAUAAAAAUUGCUUAAAAACCACACUUAAGGUACUUAUAAAAAAGGACGAAAACACCAAUAUCAGCAUAUUCUCUAAAAAAAAUUUAUCUCAUACAAAGUUUUACUUUGCGCAUUUAAUUAUGUUUUACCUUUCUACGAAUAUCUCUCAAAUUCUUUCUAGUCGUACUUAUAUAACUAAUAGAACAUAUUAAAAGUUCAGACAAUCAAAUUCUAACAGAUACAAUAAAUAUACUAGAAAAUAUGAAUUAUAAGUUUAGAUAAUAAUAUUGGAGAUAAUAAUAGUACCGUUACAAACCUCGUCAGAUUACACUGUGACCGUAAUAGAUAGCAUAAAUAAUAAAAAUAGAAUAAGUUUAUUCUUAGUAGUUUAGGUUCAGUGAAACCAAUAAGAUGGCCCGCAUCUACGAUCUAACACUCACAUAUUUUGACUUAAUCAAAGGCGCAAAUCGGAUAAUAUCAGUUUUUUUUUAAACAAUUAUUUGUAGAAACUCAUAAUCAUCCACAAAUUCCCCGAACUUAAUUCAAAACCUGAUGAGAAAAUUAAAUCGCAUAACUGUGUGGUGUCACACAAAAUACAUGUCACUAAAAAUAUCUCACUUUACCUAAUCUUACGCCUUUUGAAAUUAUAAAUCAGUUGAGUAUUUUAAAGUCACCUUUUCAUAUACUUAAAACUACUUACCAAUACUGUAAAAUGUCCCAUUAUCGUAUGAAGGUCUUAAUUGAAGAGACGAUAUCAUGUUAGUAAAUGGACACGUGGUAAAUUGUUUCUAUGUGUUUUGGGUAAUCGUCAUCCAGAUGCGUAUAGGAAGAGAGAGGCACCUUGGUUUAGCUGAAUCUACAAACAAUACUCUCAAAUUAUAUAAGAUAAAAAAUUGGUAUAUUAAAUAACAACAUACCUUAAAUACAUGUAAUUUUACUCGUUAAGUACUAUUUUCCCUAACCAAAACACCUCUUAAUAAUAAACAACAUAUUUCUAAGAUUACUUUACCUAUUCAUCUUAUAUCAGAAUAAGCAUAAAUUUUGUUUUUAACUUUUCGAUAUCGUGUAAUUUACAGCGGUUCAAUGCGCUUUAUUUCUAUACAGUCGCUGUUUUGCGGCCGUAUGCACGUGGUUUAAGCAAAUCUGUGCAAAAUUCCCUUUUUAAACUUUCUUUCUUAUUAAUUGAACGACAGGUAUUUUUGGUGUAUUUUAAUAUUUAUUUUAAGUCAUUAAUGUCUCAACCGUUAUUUAAAAAUUUCGUCAUUUUGAUCAUCAUCUUCAUUUUAUCUCCGCAUGACUGCAAGUCUGCAAUAAGAUGGAUAUCUUUCAUCACAUUUAAAUCAAUGCUAAAUAUUUUAUUAAUGUUAAAAAAGUAUUAUUGUUUGCUGGAAAAAGAUCUAAAAUGAAAAAAAAAAGUUUGUAGAAUAAAAUGGGAUUAAUAAGGUAAUUUAUUAAUAUUAUAAAUAAUGAAAUGUAAGUUAUUGUUGGCUGUAAUCAUAUGUUAGUAUUUAAGGUCUGAAAGACAUAAAACAUACUAUAAUAAGAUAAUAAUAGUUUAAAAAUCUUGUACAUACAAGCCACAACGGCGUGCCACAGACAGCAGACCAAAGAUUUUUUAUUUGCGAGGGUUGAAUGACCAAAAGUAUGUCUCUUAUGGAGCACUCAUAUAAUCACACAAUUAUUUAUUAUUCUUCACCUUUAACCCAUUUUUUGCACAUAACAAUAUGUUAGACAACAUCAUUUACUCAAUAAGGUUUCCUCGUUGAUUUUACAUUAAUGUCUCAAUAUUAAAAAUUAUAUAAUUUUAUAUAAGAAAUAUCCUAAAUUAAGAGUAUAUGAAUACUUUGAGUAUUUUGCGAAGCGUUUGUAUUCAAUUUUAAAGUACUUUUCACAAUUUCUUAAAUCAAUCUGUUUAAAAAAUAAGCUCCACGAAAAUAAAAAAUGAUGCAAUGUAAUGAAUGAACAACUUUAAGCGUUAGACUCGUAUCAGUAUAAUCAACUGAGACUACACAAAUAGACACAUAUGAAAAUGUUUUUGGCUCUCAUAAAAAGCUGUGCUUUCGGUGGAUACGCCCUUUGAGCCUAAAGGUAUAGCUGAAAUAAAUAAAAAAAAAUAUUCAAAAAUCUUUGACGUUAUUUUUUCAUAACAUAUUUCGUUACUUUCAUUACUUAUAUUUGACAUGAUAAUAAUUAUUUUUAUUUUACAAUUCGGUUAUCCUUUUAUGGUUAUAUUUAAAUUGUAUUGUGUGUGCGUAGAUUUAUUCAUUAUAACUGUAUAGUUUAUGGUAAUAUCACAUGUUACUUAUGUAAAGUGUGCUUUUGUAUAUCCAGUUAUUAUAUGUUUUACUUGCCUAAUCCUAUUAAGUAAUCCUAUUCAUAAUUUUGUAGAGGUUUCGCAUGAAAACGAACGCAUAAAAUGAUAGUCGGACGACAGCGGUGUACGGGGAUACAGAAUCGUUUACACCUUUAUUAAUUUAAUAAGAGUCCCCUGUUUAAAAACCUAGUAUAAUUAAUAAUGCUUUGAUUCGUAUGUUAUUUAAAUGCACAUUUUUAAAUAUUUUGAGGUUAAAAUAAGAGCUAUACUUUUUGUAAUAAUUGUCUUCAUCCCUCGUCUUAUUUAGCAAAUAGUUUACUAGCAAUUGUAAGUUAUAUUUACUAUAAAGUUGAAAACGAGUAAUGUAAAUUUUAAACGGACAGUUUUCAGCGUAUGCUUUACUAAUUAAGUAUAAUAGUUAUUAGGGCAGUUUUGCAGUGUAAUUAACUAGACUUAUAAUUACUGUAUAUAUUAUAUGUAAACCAAAAUGUUUAAAUCUGGGAACAUUUAAUUAACGAAAAAUCAACCUGGUUGGUCGGAGCAUCCUGCCAAUCCAGAGUUUAGGUAAUAGUUGUUUCCAUUUGUUUAGAAUUAAAAAUACCUAGAUAAGUUAAGUUUCUUUGCAUAAAUAAUAAAAAAUUUUAUAAUAGUGCGUAGUAAAAGCAUGAGUACGUACACCAUUUUAUUUAUUUUAUGACUUAAAUAUACCUAUUUAUAUGCUUUCAUUAUAUUACGCCUUAACUGUCAAACAACCAUUAUAAAAAUUAGUUUUCGUUUUACUCUUUACAAAAAUAUAUUAUCUAACCAUAUAAUGAUUAUAAGAGGUCAAACAUUUAAAAUAUUAUACAGGGGUUAAAAAGCAUUUAUCUACUACUUACAUCCAUCUAACUCAAGAUGAUUAUACGAUAAGUAUUAUCACUUUAUAUUAGCUUGUUAUUGUAGAGACCGUUAAUACGUAAUGAAACAAGUGAAAUGAUAAAGUACCUUAUGACUAAGAAAGUGCCGAAAUAACAAGUUGCAAAAAAUUCAGUAAGUCCUUCUUCAAACAUGUUAUUAUCAUUAUAAGAUUUAUCUUAGACAUGUUGUUAUUGCAGAUCAAUUGUCUCAAAUCCAAUGAUCGCAGUAAGUUCCACAUUUGACAUGUUGUUAUUGCAGAUCAAAUGUCUCAAAUCCAAUGAUCGCAGUAAGUUCCACAUUUGACAUGUUGUUAUUGCUGAUCAAAUGUCUCAAAUCCAAUGAUCGCAGUAAGUUCCACAUUUGACAUGUUGUUAUUGCAGAUCAAAUGUCUCAAAUCCAAUGAUCGCAGUAAGUUCCACAUUUGACAUGUUGUUAUUGCAGAUCAAAUGUCUCAAAUCCAAUGAUCGCAGUAAGUUCCACAUUUGACAUGUUGUUAUUGCAGAUCAAAUGUCUCAAAUCCAAUGAUCGCAGUAAGUUCCACAUUUGACAUGUUGUUAUUGCUGAUCAAAUGUCUCAAAUCCAAUGAUCGCAGUAAGUUCCACAUUUGACAUGUUGUUAUUGCAGAUCAAAUGUCUCAAAUCCAAUGAUCGCAGUAAGUUCCACAUUUGACAUGUUGUUAUUGCAGAUCAAAUGUCUCAAAUCCAAUGAUCGCAGUAAGUUCCACAUUUGACAUGUUGUUAUUGCAGAUCAAAUGUCUCAAAUCCAAUGAUCGCAGUAAGUUCCACAUUUGACAUGUUGUUAUUGCAGAUCAAAUGUCUCAAAUCCAAUGAUCGCAGUAAGUUCCACAUUUGACAUGUUGUUAUUGCAGAUCAAAUGUCUCAAAUCCAAUGAUCGCAGUAAGUUCCACAUUUGACAUGUUGUUAUUGCAGAUCAAAUGUCUCAAAUCCAAUGAUCGCAGUAAGUUCCACAUUUGACAUGUUGUUAUUGCUGAUCAAAUGUCUCAAAUCCAAUGAUCGCAGUAAGUUCCACAUUUGACAUGUUGUUAUUGCAGAUCAAAUGUCUCAAAUCCAAUGACCGCAGUAAGUUCCACAUUUGACAAGUUGUUACUGCAGAUCAUUGUCGUGAAUGAUCUCUGUAAAUUCCACAUUUGUAAUGUUUUUAUUGCAGAUCAAUAGCCGCUUUUCAAAUGUGAAAAAAAGCAAAAGGAUGAGCAAAUAUGUACGUUUUAUUUAAAGCGUUCCUGAGAAGUCUCUAUAAUUAUUAUUACACGAAUCAUAUACAAGAAUCACGUUUAUUAAGAGAUUACAUGGCGUCAAACUCCCCUAGAUUUUUUUGUAGAAAAUUCUUGCUUUUACUUCUCACUUUGUACGCUGACUUUCAAAACUAUGCUUACCACAAUUCCAACUACAGUAUUGUGAAAUAGUGAUAGAGUUUACGUAGUUUUGAAGCUCAGUGUCGUAAUAAAAAGUAUGCUUAUGUAUUAGAAAUUUUAUUUAGUGUAAGGACCCGUAGAUAUAAGACCCGAAAAUUGUAAUAAAGGUAUAAUUACCCCUGUGGUAAUACGUGAUGCAAGGAGAGCCCUUGAGUGAUUUUUCUAAUAUAUAUGGAUAAGACGUGCAUUUUAAACUAUGAUUAUUAUCUAGUCAUAAUUAUGUAAAUUACUAUACAUAAUUAUGUAAUUAUAAAAAUAUCUCCAGAGUCAGGCAUUUACUACGUUAAACGUAGUUAAGUAGAUAUUAGAGUAGGUAUUGGCAUUUUUAGAAAAUUUAACAAUCAUAUUAUAAAUAAAUAAAGAAACGCAAAAACAUAAAAAUGAGUAGCUGUAAAUAUUAUAGUCAAUGUAAGUCAGAUAAAGUCUAGCGACAUUUUUUUUCCUUGGAUAUUAUAUAAGUAAAAAGAAAUAUGGACAUUUACUUAGUCGUCUCGUACAAUAUACUUACUUUGGAACAGGGUCAGUUAAAAAAGAACAAUGACAAUCACGUAAACCAGAAACUGCAUUACAAAAAUUAAAUUUAAUAAAGCACAUUAUCCAUAAAGGCAAGAUAUUUUUGCUAAAGACAUAACAACAAACAGCAAAGAGUUAAAAAUGAAUAAAUGUAAUCGAAAUUAUUAUUAACAGGAUGUUAACAAGUUAACUAUCACAUGCGCAAUAUAUCAAUUAAACCGCUAAAAAAAAUUCAAAUAUUUAAAACUUAAAUAAAGGAUUUAGGUGCAGUUUUUAAUUGCGUUCUCCAAUUUUGAGGAUUUAAAAAAUUACACACAUUAAUGGACACUUUUGAUAAGAAAAAGUUGUUAUUUUUGUCAAAUAUUAAAGAUUUGUGUACCUAAUAAGAAUGAAGGGGAUUAUAAUGAGGCUGCAAUAGCAAAUAUUUAUUUAUAUUUGAUGUAUUUAAAACCUUAAGUUUAAUAAAUUUAUUCAAUGUC